Messenger RNA from Diaporthe amygdali, 1659 nucleotides. RefSeq lists its product as uncharacterized. The transcript has a single exon. The coding region runs from base 1 to 1659 and encodes 552 amino acids. Gene Ontology annotation, molecular function: serine-tRNA ligase activity; ATP binding; tRNA binding. The record is from RefSeq and is a predicted model, not a curated record. Lineage: Eukaryota; Fungi; Ascomycota; Sordariomycetes; Diaporthales; Diaporthaceae. Gene Ontology annotation, cellular component: mitochondrion. Gene Ontology annotation, biological process: mitochondrial seryl-tRNA aminoacylation.
AUGAAGACCGCCCGAGGGGCCUUCACAUGCCUGCGAUGUCGCAUCUCGCAGUCGCAGUCGCAGUCGCAAUCACGAACACAGGUGCGGCUACAGGCGCCGACACAAUUACAUAGCACACCACAAAUCCGCAGGCAAUUCCACAUCUCGUCGCGACUGCGCUCAGAACAGUCCCUCGCCGCGGGCAGGCCCACCAUCGCCCCCAAGCCGACCAUCGACAUCAAGCACAUCCGCCAGAAUCCCGCCCUCUACGAGCAGACCUGCCUCGAGCGCAACUACAAGGCCCAGGCCGCGUACCCGGCCCGCAUACUCGCCCUGCAUGAGGAGUGGCAGGCCCGCCAGCGCGACGGCCGCGCCCUGCGCGAGCGCUCCAAUCUGCUGCGCCGCCAGAUCGCCAACCCCUCGUCCGUGAGCGCCGACGAGGACCCGGCCGCUGCCAAGCCGCGCACGCGCGACGAGCUGCUCGACGAGGCGCGCCAGCUCAAGCAGCAGCUCGGCACCAUCGAGCAGGACGAGGACCGCCUGCAGGCCGAGAUCCAGGCCCUCGCCCUGUCGCUGCCCAACCUCACCAGCGACGACACCCCGCGCGGCGACCUCCCGGCCGUGCUGAGCUACAUCAACGACCACCCGGAGCCGCACCCGCAGUCCUCGGACCGCGUCUGGCGCUCCCACGUCCACAUCGGCUCCGAGCUGGGCAUCCUCGACUUCGCCGGCGCCGCCACCAGCUCCGGCUGGGGCUGGUACUACCUGCUGGGCGACGGCGCCCAGCUCGAGCAGGCCCUGGUCGCCUACGCCCUCGACACCGCCCGCCGCUACGGCUGGGCCCAGGUCAGCCCGCCCUCCGUCGUCUACAGCCACAUCGCCUCCGCCUGCGGCUUCCAGCCUCGCGACCAGCACGGCGAGACCCAGGUCUACACCCUGGGCCAGAGCCCCCGCGACAGGGAAAAGGGCCGCCCCGAGCUCAGCCUCGCCGCCACCGCCGAGAUCCCCCUCGCCGGCAUGCGCGCCGACACCGUCAUGGACGAGGCCGACCUGCCCAGCCGCCGCGCCGCCGUCAGCCGCUGCUACCGCGCCGAGGCCGGCGCCCGCGGCGCCGACACCAAGGGCCUGUACCGCGUGCACGAGUUCACAAAGGUCGAGCUGUUUGCCUGGACGCCGCCCGACGCGGACGCCGCCGACGAGGUCUUUGAGGAGAUGCUCGACAUGCAGACCGAGAUCCUCGGCUCCCUGGGCCUGCACUGCCGCGUGCUGGAGAUGCCCUCGGCCGACCUGGGCGCCAGCGCCGCCCGCAAGAACGACAUCGAGGCCUGGUUCCCCUCGCGUGCCCGCCGUGACACCACCGCUGCCGCCGUCGGUCGCGACGGCCAGGAGGGGGCGGCCGACUCGGCCGAGGAGGAGGGCUGGGGCGAGGUCACGUCCGCCAGCAUCUGCACCGACUACCAGACGCGCCGGCUGGCGACGAGGGUCCGCAUCGGCGGCGCCAACGGCAAGAUGGUGUUUCCCUGGACUGUCAACGGCACUGCGCUGGCCGUGCCGAGAGUGCUGGCUGCCAUAUUGGAGACUGGCUGGGACGAGGGCAGCAUGACGGUCACGAUCCCCGAGGUCUUGCGGCCGUGGAUGGACGGGAAGGAUACCAUCGGCCCAAAAAGCCGCACGCGUUAG